Messenger RNA from Necator americanus (New World hookworm), 2517 nucleotides. RefSeq lists its product as uncharacterized. Lineage: Eukaryota; Metazoa; Nematoda; Chromadorea; Rhabditida; Ancylostomatidae. The record is from RefSeq and is a predicted model, not a curated record. Bases 1 to 2517 code for a protein of 838 amino acids. The transcript is spliced from 22 exons.
AUGACGCCGCCACGCCCCCUUGGCGCGGUGCCAGUCCCAUUCAAACACGCAUGUGGGUCCUGUCACGUGGGAACGGUAGCUGGCGAAAUUGGCACUGAUCCAGUUGAUCGGCUCCAGGCACGGGAAUGUUGCGACGAGGAUGCCGUUCGGCUCCAGAAUUCAUUCUCUUUUGUACAGAUUUUCUCGGGAAGUAGGUCCCAAAUUGGGAAUAUCUUGCUUGGGACCAUGUCCUACUCGAAAAGUAUUAAUUCUAGCCACAGGGCUUAUGGUAGUUUUGGACCAAAUUCUAAGGCAGCAGCACUCUUCGAUGCAGCGUUCUCGAAGCCUUUGCCAAAAAAGCGCCAGUCGCAGAAAUCGUCUGGAAGUACGAAUGACUCGCCAGUGGUGGACUCCCUACCAUCUGUUUCGGAAGGAGAAGCUGUUCAUGGUUCACCUAAGCAAGUCUUUUCUCCUCCGAUAAGUUUGCCAGAAAGUACAUCAACUGAUGGAACUACGGAAAAUGAUCAUGGUUUGUCAAGCAACAGUAGCAGUGAUGAAGAUAGUCAACCGGUUCCGAACGUGGACAGAGCUAGUAAUUCUUCAUCGACAACUUCUCUCGAUAGUGCGCUCAGAGCUACUGCUAUACGCUCAUCCAAGUCUCCUCAGAUGGGCACUGUUCGCACCUCUUCGACGGCUUUUGAUUUCGAGGACAAAGAAGACACACCUCCCCCGUCUGUAAAAAGAAGUAAAAUGUCGCCGCCAUCUUCGUCUUCGUCUAAAUUCGUGCCACCUAAAGAACGCCGUCCAGUUUAUCAACACAAAUGGACAGAAAAUGACGAUGAAGAAAACGAAAGUGGAAAUGAAGAGUUAGGAGACGGUCGACCUCUACCGGGAUCAGCAGCUGCAGCAUCCUCAACGCAGCAGCGUCGUCCUAUCUACAGAAGCAACGAGGGAGCGAGGAUUCAUCGAGUUAAAGAAGCCCACCAAUGUCUGGAAUCAGGAGAACAUGACGACUUUAAACAAGAUAUUGAAUACAUUCUUAGCACCAUGAAAGGAAAUGCGUCGACAAAUAUGAAAUGUCUGAGUGCAUUAUCUCUUGCUCGAAAAUGCGUCUCUCCUGAGUUUCGUCAGUUUGUCCGAAGUGAAGGUGUAGUGUCAAACGUUUUCAAGGGUCUAGCAGAGGCAGCUAAUGACCAGAAUUUGGCUAUUUGUGUUGCUACAGUGGUAUAUUUGAUGUCUCGUGAUUUUCUUUCUUUGCCUGUCGAUCCACACUCGUUGAAGCUGCUUUCACAACUGUUGCGCAUCGAAAAAUUAGAGCAAAAUGAAGAGCAGAAGAAAUACGCUUCAUUGGUGUGGGAAGUGUUCACAAGCUACGUUGAACGUAUGGAGUCUGUCGGGAAGAAGAUUGUUUUCGAGCUCACGAAAGAGCAGUUGACACCAUCUGCGCUUAUUCUCGAAUCAUUAGUUUUCAUUCUCGCCCGAUCAACAGAUGAAAAUGUGAAAACGGAGCUGCUAAAUCUUGGUAUUCUGCAGUACAUUGUGGGCAAAGUGGAAAAGAUUGUGCUGAGACUAAUACAUGACAAGUUAACGGAAUCUGAAAUAAUAAAACAGCUCGUCAUCCUGGAAAGAUGUUUCCGAAUUCUUGAAUCUUGCACAUUGUUCCACAAGAAGAAUCAAGCCUUCCUCAUAUCACAUCGAGGGAGCCUACUUAUCCAAAUGUGUGGAAAAUUGAUGGCAGUCAUUCAUGAUACAAUAAGCAACUGUGCUGUAGGCUCAGAGCUGGCGCGAUCUCACAUAGCUUGUCUGUCCUUAAUGGCACGUGUUCUCAUGAACCUUUCUCAUGAAAACGAACUAUGUUGCACCAAACUUGGUCAAGUGCCGGGCUUCUUGCCGUUAUGUCUGUCGUCGUAUACGUUCCUAGCCCCCAAAUUUGCACCAGAGGAUAAGAAGUUCGAUCUUUACGUGAUGAUGACAUCGUUAUGCGUGAAUUUGGUCGAAAGGUGUAACUCUAAUCGUCGAAAAUUAAUUGAUACAUCAGUGAAAGUGUACUCAGAAACUGGCGAGUCCACCGAACACAAAGCUUUGGAUGCUCUUGCUAUAUUGUUUACCAUCCAUGAAGCAAAGGCACGAAAUAUCGAUGAAGAUUUAGACAAGGAUUUAGCAUUUGAGGAGCCAGCCGACGAAGACAACAAUGACACCGAUGAGGAAACUAGGGACGACGGAAGGUUGGAUAGAGCAAAAUUGAAUGAGAUGAGCGAGAGUGAAAUGCUGCAGGCGGUUCAAAGCGCCAUGAGCAAAGCAUCAGCUCAUAUGGAGGAUAGUGUUGUUGCGUCUUAUGUUGCUCUUCUUAUUGGUUGUCUGCUACAGCAGAAUGAGGGACAUGUGUCUGCCGUUCGAUCACAUUUACAAGAUGGUUCACUGUCUCCUAUGAUUGAUCAGUUGCAGCGUUUCCUUGAUUUUAUGAAGAUUGCGAGCAAGAAAAGUGGCGGAUGUCGAUCGAUUGAGCGUAUUAUCGAUUUGUUAGAUCGUUUAAAUUAA